This is a messenger RNA of Parasteatoda tepidariorum (common house spider), 1945 nucleotides long. RefSeq lists its product as uncharacterized. Gene Ontology annotation, molecular function: zinc ion binding; RNA binding. Gene Ontology annotation, cellular component: TRAMP complex. Gene Ontology annotation, biological process: nuclear polyadenylation-dependent rRNA catabolic process; nuclear polyadenylation-dependent CUT catabolic process; nuclear polyadenylation-dependent snRNA catabolic process. The record is from RefSeq and is a predicted model, not a curated record. Lineage: Eukaryota; Metazoa; Arthropoda; Arachnida; Araneae; Theridiidae.
UGUAACUUUUUGAUCUGCUCUGAAUGUUUUGGUCUUGGCAUUCGUACGUCACAUCGUGGAUAGCAAUAUUUUUCUUCCAAAUACUAUUCGUAUUAAAAUUAUGGUUGUAAAAAUUAAAUCCAACUAUUAAUGAUGUACUUAUUAUCAACUCGAAAAUAAUUUAUUUUUGAAAUUUCAAUCACAGCAAACUCUGUAAUGAGACUAUUAUGUACAUUCGUGUAUUAUUACGUAAAUUAACUGAACUUCAUUAAAUGUUUGCAGUUGAAUACAAGAAUGAAAAAGCAAUGGAUGUCUCUAGCGAUGAAGAACCAUAUGAUAGUGAUUUGAUCGAUAGUGAUGUUGAAGCUGAAUUAUACAGUGUUAUACAUCAUGAAACAGAUAAUUCUACUCUAAAUUUUGAAAAUUCCUACCACUCUUUAAAUUCUUCAAACAAGGAGAAUGCUUCCACAAUUUUAGAUUAUAAGGAAUUUAGUACUAUUGCUAAUGUUAGUUUUGAAUCUAACCAGAAUAUGUUAAAGAACAACAAUAGUAUUACUUCAUCUAAUGUUCAAGUAAUUGAGAUAACUGAUAAAUUGGCUGAUGAUAAAAUUAAUAAAAAUACUUAUUUAAAUUCUUUAGCGGAUUUUUCCUUUAAACGAAAAUCCGAUUCAGCGUUUGAUGAUACUCAAGCUUCUAAAAAGCAAAAAAACAAUGAAGAGAAUACUUCUAAAAGUCAAAACUUAAUUAAUUUAAAGUCUAAUGAAACUGUUGUUUUGAACUCUAGUGAUAUUUCAAGUGAGGAAGAUGAUGAUAAUGAUAUUAUAUGUUUAGGACCAUUAAAUAGUCAGAAACACUUUGAAACAAAUGUAUCUGAAAUUAUUAUAACAGAUUCUGAUUCUAACAGUGCUGAUAGCUGGUGUUUCAAAUCUCCUAAAUUCAACACAUCUAUUCCAAGUGGGACUAGAACCAAAGAUCAAUGGUUUGUAAAUGCUAAUGAUAUAUAUCGUUCACGUCGAAGUUCUAGCCGUUAUCAUGAGUCUCAAUUUAUGACUUGUUCUCGUUGCAAUCAGAAAGGUCAUUCUUUUAAAUUUUGCUCAUUUUCUAAAGGUAUGAGAUGUUUUAUAUGUGGUAGUGGCCGCCAUAGCUCCUUUGGAUGCAAAAGCAAAGUUUGUGCGAAAUGCUUUGGAAUUGGUCAUGAUAUCAGGGAGUGUCCAAGAGAGCUUGACUUUUGUGAGAUGUGCCAAAUGCCGGGCCAUCGGCGAGAAAUCUGUCCAGAUUUAUGGAGAAGAUUUCAAAGAACUACUCCAAAGAAAUCGAAAAAAAUUUGGAGACUAUCCCAAGAUAGACCUUUCUUCUGCUAUAACUGUGGUUUACCUGGACAUUUUGGUGCUUUGUGUAAGGGUCGUCGGAUGAAUACACUUGCAUUUCCAACUUGGCCAUUUGUUUUAAACUACAAAGAGCAAAAUCAAAGCCAAGUAAAUCCUGUCAUAAAUGUUUCAAAUGAAAAAUCUAUCAUGGCUACCCAACAACAUUUUCCCAAGGGAAAAAAUAAAAAGAUGAAAGUGAAGAAAACUCUGCCUGAUCUGGGUAAUAUACAGCAAAUUACAUUCCCUAGGACUCCAAAAAAUAGUCAAGGAAAGCCUCAAAAUGAGACAAUUGUGUUGAGAAAGACUCAAAAUCAAGAGAAAAACUCCUAAAACUGGAAGCUAGAAGACAGGAAGCUAGAAAAGCAAAAAGAUUGAGAAAAAAACAAAGAAAAGCUAUGGUACUUCAAAGAUCAAUAGAAGCAAAUAAGAUAAACUUUCAAGUAAAUUAAAAUUUUUAUGAAACUUUUGUAAACUAUUAUUUUAAUUAAUGUUUAACAAACUUUCCAUUUAAAUUUUACGAUUUUUCAAUUUCGCUGCUGAAAGUAGACCAUGUUGGUUUAAUGUUUUUGCUAAACAAAUUAAAAUAUAUUGAAUACACA